CUUCACACAUUCUACUGGCGUGAGUGUAUUUCCGAUAUAACCAUUAGUUACAUUCUCUGGCAUUCAUUCACACGCAUAUUUUUGCACAACAUCUUAAUAAGGGGAUAAAUUGAAAAUGUCCGAUCCUGCCAACCAAGGAGAACCCCAGAAUCAGAAUGGCGAAGCCGAUUCCAGUUCCAAACUACCACCAAGCUAUGGAGUAGACGCCUCGGGACAACCUGCCACGGGUCAACCCAUGGUACCCGGCCAACAGAUGAUGGUACCCGGUCAACCAAUGGGCGCCCCUGGUCAACCGAUGAUGGUACCAGGUCAGCAAAUGAUGGCACCCGGCCAACCCAUGGGCCAACCAAUGAUGGCACCCGGCCAACCAAUGGGUGCACCAGGGCAGUACGCUUACUACCCCAGCGCACCCGGUCAGAUACCUAUGGUGGUGGGACAGCAACCCGGUAUGCCACAGGCGGUGCAGCUGAUGCCAGCACCACAGGCUAUUCCUGGGUGUCCACCUGGUCUGGAGUACAUGGUUCAGUUGGAUCAGCUCCUGGUUCACCAGCAGAUUGAAUUAGCAGAAAUGGUCACAAAUAUCAACUUUGAGAACAAAUAUAUGAUAAAGAACUCCAUGGGCCAACAGGUUUAUUUUGCAAGAGAACAGUCUGACGCGUGUAUGCGAAUCUGUUGUGGACCAGCCCGAGGUUUCGAGAUGUCCAUAACAGACAACAUGGGACAGGAGGUGAUUCACAUCUCUCGAAUCUUCAAAUGCUGUGCUGGAUGCUGUUGGUGUGCUGCAAAUGGCAACUUUUGCUCCUUCUUCAUUGAAGUUCAGAGCCCGCCAGGAACUAUUAUUGGAUACAUCAGACAAACACGGAGUUUUGCGUCGCCCCACUUCGACGUGCAGGACGCUGACAACCAGACGCAACUCAAGAUCCGUGGUCACUGGUGUCGAUGCCAAACUAUCUGUUGUACAUCAGAUAUCGAAUUCAAGAUAUUCACAAAUGACCUGAAGACCCAAGUCGGUAAGGUUUCAAAGCAGUGGGGUGGCUGGCUCAGGGAGAGCUAUACACAAGCAGACAACUUUGGAGUUGAAUUUCCCACUGAUCUAGAUGUGAAAACAAAAGCACUACUUCUGGCCAGUACAUUCUUGAUCGACUUUAUGUUUUUCGAGAACAAGCAGCAGAACAAACAAAACUACUGAAGUCGAUGAACCCUUCGUGAC
Molecule: messenger RNA, 1210 nt
Organism: Lytechinus variegatus (green sea urchin)
Lineage: Eukaryota; Metazoa; Echinodermata; Echinoidea; Temnopleuroida; Toxopneustidae
Product: phospholipid scramblase 2-like
Exons: 9
Coding region: 116-1189 (357 amino acids)
Biological process (GO): plasma membrane phospholipid scrambling
Cellular component (GO): plasma membrane
Molecular function (GO): phospholipid scramblase activity
Source: RefSeq, a predicted model, not a curated record